GCUCCGCUCUCAGCUCCCAUCAUCUUCCUCAUCGCCGUGAAAACCAACCAUGUGUCUCUUCACCUGCCCCGCCUCCUUCCUCCUCUUCCUCUUCCUCCUCCUGCCACUGCCGCCCUGCCAGUCGGAGUCCCGUCGCGGCAGCCCCCCCAGCUUCGCCCCGGCCCUGCGGACCGCACCGACCUCCCCGCUGCCCUCCACCUUUGCUCCGCCCUCGUUUAAUGGAACCGGCGCCGCUCUGGCCUCCAACGGCACCGCGAAGUGCGAGGAGGUGGCGACGUGCAGCCCGGGCAUUCUGCUGCCCGUCUGGAAGCCCGACCAGCCGGGGCUCGGGUAUCAGGUGGUCCGGGCCGUGGUCUACUUUGCGUCCCUCAUGUACAUGUUCCUGGGCGUGUCCAUCAUCGCAGACCGCUUCAUGGCGUCCAUAGAGGUCAUCACGUCGCAGGAAAAGGAGGUGACCAUCACAAUGCCCAACGGUGAAACCUCUGUGGCGACGGUUCGGAUCUGGAACGAGACGGUUUCUAACCUGACCCUCAUGGCUCUGGGCUCCAGCGCCCCAGAGAUCCUGCUCUCCGUUAUAGAAGUGUGCGGUCAUGAGUUCAAGGCCGGGCAGCUGGGUCCAGGGACCAUCGUGGGCAGCGCCGCCUUCAACAUGUUUGUGAUCAUCGGGAUCUGCGUGUGGGUGAUCCCCGACGGACAGUCGCGUAAAAUCAAACACCUCAGGGUUUUCUUCAUCACCGCCUUCUGGAGCAUCUUCGCCUACAUCUGGCUUUACCUCAUCCUGUCCAUCAUCUCUCCGGGCGUCGUGGAGGUGUGGGAGGCCCUGGUGACGCUGCUCUUCUUCCCCGUGUGCGUCAUCCUGGCCUGGGUCGCCGACCGCCGCCUGCUCUUCUACAAGUACAUGGGCAAGCGUUACCGCGCCGACAAGCGCCACGGCAUCGUGGUGGAAACCGAGGGGGACUUGACCCCCAGCAAGAGCGGCAUGGAGCUGAUGAUAGACGGCAAGCUCCUGACUCGAGGGGGCGCCAUGGUUCCUGCCGAAAACUGCGGGGGCGGCGCUCAGGACGGCGCCGCCACAGCGACAGUCACUGGAGGUAACCUGCCCAACUCCAACAGCGCCAUGGUCAACAUGGAGAGUGUAAAGGAGCUGGACGAGAGCCGCAAAGAGGUGAUUCGCAUCCUGAAGGAGCUGAAGCAGAAAUAUCCUGACAAAGAGCUGGACCAGCUGGUGGAGCUGGCUAACUACUACGCUCUGCUGCACCAACAGAAGAGCAGAGCUUUCUACCGCAUCCAGGCUACCCGCAUGAUGAUCGGAGCCGGGAACGUUCUGAAGAAGCACGCCGCCGACCACGCCCGCCGCACCGCCGUGACCGACGAGGACGCAGCGGAGGAGGACGACCUGGCCGUCUGCAGCCACAUCUCGUUUGAGAGCGCCCACAGUCAGUGCAUGGAGAACUGUGGGACCCUCUACCUGACUGUCAUCUGCCAAGGAGGCCUCGGAGAGAACACCUUCUACGUGGACUACAGAACCGAAGACGGCUCGGCCAACGCCGGCUCAGAUUACGAUUACAGCGAGGGAACGCUGGUGUUCAAACCUGGAGACACUCGAAAAGAGAUCAAGGUCGGGAUAAUCGACGACGACAUAUUUGAAGAAGACGAGCACUUCUUUGUCCGUCUGCUCAACCUGCGGGUCGGUGACGCCGAGGGGAUGUUCGAAAGCGACGAGGCGGGCGCCGCCCCCAAGGCCCGCCUGGUCGAGCCCCUGGUGGCCACGGUGACCAUCCUGGACGACGACCACGCCGGCAUCUUCACGUUCACUGAGCGCAUGGUGCGCGUGAGCGAGAGCGUGGGCACCAUGGAGGUGACCGUGGUGCGCAACUCCGGCGCCCGCGGCACCGUCAUCCUGCCGUACCACACGGAGUGCGGCACCGCCAAGGCGGGCGAGGACUACGAGGAGGCGCGGGGGGAGCUGGAGUUCACCAAUGACCAGACCACUCAGACUCUGCAGGUGAGGAUCAUCGACGAUGAGGAGUACGAAAAGCAUGAGAACUUCUUCAUCGUGCUGGAGGAGCCUCGCUGGCUGAAGAGAGGAAUCUCAGCUCUGCUGCUCAGCCAAGAUGGAGCAGAGGGGCAGAUGAGCGCUGAGGAAGAGGAGGCCCGCAGGAUAGCUGAGAUGGGGAAGCCCAUCCUGGGGGAGCACAGCCGCCUGGAGGUGGUCAUCGAGGAGUCGUACGAGUUCAAGAGCACCGUCGACAAGCUCAUUAAGAAGACCAACCUGGCGCUGGUGAUCGGCACGCACUCCUGGAGGGAACAGUUUGUGGAGGCGGUGACGGUCAGAGCAGGAAAUGGCGACGACGAUGAGGAGGGACGUGAGGAGCGCCUUCCGUCGUGUUACGACUACGUGAUGCAUUUCCUCACUGUCUUCUGGAAGGUUCUGUUCGCCUGCGUCCCGCCCACUGAGUACUGGAACGGCUGGGCCUGCUUCUUCGUGUCCAUCAGUUCCAUCGGUCUCCUCACGGCCGUCAUCGGGGAUUUGGCGUCACACUUCGGCUGCACGGUGGGGCUGCGGGACACGGUGACCGCUGUGGUGUUCGUGGCGCUGGGAACUUCGAUUCCAGAUACGUUUGCCAGCAAAGUGGCCGCCAUCCAGGACCAGCACGCCGAUGCGUCUGUCGGAAACGUCACGGGCAGCAACGCCGUCAACGUGUUCCUGGGGAUCGGCGUAGCGUGGUCAGUGGCGGCCGUCUACUGGAGGAUCAAAGGGAAGACGUUCAACGUGGACCCGGGGUCGCUGGCGUUCUCCGUCACUCUCUUCACCAUCUUCGCUUUCAUCUGCAUGGCGGUGCUCCUCUUCAGGCGCCGGCCCUCCAUCGGCGGGGAGCUGGGCGGUCCCAGAGUGCCCCGCCUCCUAACUAGCCUGCUGUUCCUCGGCCUCUGGUUCCUCUACAUCCUGUUCUCCAGCCUGGAGGCGUACUGCCACAUCAGUGGCUUUUAAAAAAAAAAAAAGAAAGAAAAGGAACCAAUGUUCUGGAAGAACGGCGCCCAGCGACACACAGGCUAAAGUUCAACUCUCAGUCCGUUUACCGGGACU
Molecule: messenger RNA, 3088 nt
Organism: Austrofundulus limnaeus
Lineage: Eukaryota; Metazoa; Chordata; Actinopteri; Cyprinodontiformes; Rivulidae
Gene: slc8a2b
Product: solute carrier family 8 member 2b
Exons: 14
Coding region: 50-2992 (980 amino acids)
Biological process (GO): cell communication; calcium ion import across plasma membrane; sodium ion transmembrane transport
Cellular component (GO): sarcolemma; postsynapse; axon
Molecular function (GO): calcium:sodium antiporter activity
Source: RefSeq, a predicted model, not a curated record